This is a messenger RNA of Helobdella robusta, 693 nucleotides long. RefSeq lists its product as hypothetical. The record is from RefSeq and is a predicted model, not a curated record. The transcript has 4 exons. The coding region runs from base 1 to 693 and encodes 230 amino acids. Lineage: Eukaryota; Metazoa; Annelida; Clitellata; Rhynchobdellida; Glossiphoniidae.
AUGGAAGAUGAAACAACUUCCAGAAGAGUCGAUGGAGCCGAUGGAAAAGAUAGACUUAAUGGUGGCAAUAGCAGAAGAGGCAGGAAGAUUUUGUUCCUGGUGAUGGCGGGCAGUGGAAUGAUUGGAGCGGUCGUCUGCACCACUCUGAUGGCUUCCGUCUUGGCUGCAGCAGCUUGUGAACGACGUGAUGCUACUUCGGAAUAUGAACAAGAAUAUUCUGAUCCUACAACAAUUAAAAUAAAUGGACGCCUUAUUUUCCUGUGGACAUCUUUUAAAAUAGCAUAUUUGAAUUGUUUUACUAAUCUUUACACUUCGUUAGUCAAGUUUAAAUCAGCACAAUCGCAAGAGUUGAUCAGAUUUAGCCUGAGUAUGGAAAAUGUGGCUGACUAUUGUUUCCUUGUAGUUUCUUCUAGUAACGGUUUAACUUACUCUAAAGAUCCGGCUGUUCCUCUCUAUAACAACCAGAGCAUACCAGAAGAUGUUGUCAGUGUUGGGAACUACAUGUUUAAUGAGAUCGUAUUGGCAUUCAACCCUUCCAACAAUCAGAUGAAUACUGCUUUUGAUUUCAUUGAAAUCGAAGUUGCAUUAUCGAGUGCACUGGCGAACCGAGGUGGGGGCGAGGGUGGUGGAUCGCCCCGGGCCUCCGAUUUGGAGGGGGCCUCCAAAAAGCCAAUUACGAAAAUUUUUAAAUAA